This is a messenger RNA of Humulus lupulus (European hop), 1995 nucleotides long. RefSeq names its product polypyrimidine tract-binding protein homolog 1-like. The transcript has 10 exons. Gene Ontology annotation, biological process: regulation of RNA splicing. Gene Ontology annotation, molecular function: mRNA binding. NCBI's taxonomy places the organism in Eukaryota, Viridiplantae, Streptophyta, Magnoliopsida, Rosales, Cannabaceae. The record is from RefSeq and is a predicted model, not a curated record. Gene Ontology annotation, cellular component: nucleus. Bases 191 to 1597 code for a protein of 468 amino acids.
AUAAAAAAGGCUUUCACGUCCCAACAAUCCCAAAUUCAUAUCAAUCCAUCCCAGAACCUCCCUCUUUCUCCUGGAUAUUUUCCCAAACUUUGACGGAAAAUUCUCUACAACUUUCCCUACAUCCAAACACAAUUUCCCUGUUUGCCAUACCCUAAUCCCCCUGAGUUCUGCUAUUCCGGCGAAAUUUUCGAUGUCAACCUCGGGUACGCCCCAGUUCAGAUACACCCAGACCCCGUCGAAAGUCCUCCAUCUCCGAAAUCUUCCGUGGGAGUGCACCGAAGAGGAACUCAUCGAGCUCUGCAAGCCUUUUGGUAAGAUUGUCAAUACCAAGUGUAAUGUCGGCGCCAAUCGCAACCAGGCUUUCGUUGAAUUUGCAGACUUAAAUCAGGCCAUUUCCAUGGUUUCUUAUUAUGCUUCAUCUUCGGAGCCUGCACAAGUUCGAGGGAAAACUGUAUAUAUCCAGUACUCAAAUAGACAUGAAAUUGUCAACAACAAAAGUCCUGGAGAUGUUCCCGGAAAUGUCCUGUUGGUAACCAUUGAAGGUGUAGAAGCCGGGGACGUGAGCAUUGAUGUUAUUCACUUGGUGUUUUCUGCAUUUGGAUUUGUGCACAAGAUUGCCACUUUUGAAAAGGCUGCAGGUUUUCAGGCAUUGAUUCAGUUCAGUGACGCGGAGACUGCAUCUUCAGCAAGGAAUGCCUUGGAUGGAAGGAGCAUACCCAGGUAUCUCCUUCCAGAGCAUGUUGGUUCAUGCCACUUACGCAUUUCAUAUUCUGCCCACACUGAUCUAAAUAUAAAAUUUCAGUCUCAUCGUAGCAGAGAUUAUACAAAUCCGUACCUUCCUGUGAAUCCUACUGCGAUUGAGGGUAUUUCUCAGCCUGCUGUAGGUCCUGAUGGAAAAAAGAAAGAGCCAGAGAGUAAUGUGCUUCUUGCAUCAAUAGAGAACAUGCAGUAUGCUGUUACUGUUGAUGUUAUUCACACAGUGUUUUCUGCAUUUGGUACAGUCCAGAAAAUUGCAAUAUUUGAAAAGAAUGGUCAAACUCAGGCAUUGGUCCAGUACCCUGAUAUCAGUACCGCAGCAGUUGCCAGAGAAGCUUUAGAAGGACAUUGCAUAUAUGAUGGUGGCUAUUGUAAGCUUCAUCUAUCAUACUCUCGUCAUACUGAUCUCAAUGUAAAGGCUUACAGUGACAAGAGUAGAGAUUAUACGAUUCCAGAUGCUAGUCUACUUGCAGCGCAACAACCUCCUGGUGCCACCGCCGCACCACCACAGUGGCAGAAUCCUCAGUACCCUGGCAACGAGUAUGGUGGUGCCGUACAAGGUCACAUCCCUCUGGGUCAAGGACCAUGGGAUCCAUCUAUGCAGGCUGGAAGAUCAACUUAUGUCUCUGCUCCUGGCACUUUUCCUGGCCAGAAUUUUGCAACAUCGUCAGUUCCCUCAUAUGCAGCAGCAGCAGUGCCUUCUGGUUCGUCUCCUCAUGCCUCUACAAGACCGUCUCAGCCUGGAGCUCCACCUAACCUGCGACAUGAUGGUGCUUCGCCUCCUGGGGUGAGACCUGGAGGCAUUUCACCUUCUGGUCAACCUGCUUACUAUGGCCAAUAGGUUGUAUCUUCUUUUCUUUCAACUAAAAUGCAUAUUACCAUAGUUUCUCUAUCCAUUUCCUUGUCUGAUUUAUUUUUAUUUUUUUCCUUCUUCAUUGGCCUUUUUUUCCUUUUGGUUUCCUUGCUAUUUUUGCUCCCGAGAAUGUGUCUUGGAAAGAAUUCACACCACAAAUUAAAUUGCAGUGUCUGAAACUCGAAUGUCUUUCCUGCUCAGCCUGGAAACUGUGAUUCUGGCUAUUAAAUUUUCAACAUGACAUGAUUAUGAUCCUAGAGUUUUCUGUUCACACUGAAAAGAGAAAAAGGUUUUUGUUUUUUGGUCAAAAAAAUAUUAUAAUCAAUUCCUUUACCUAAUGGAUUGCUACUUGGAAUGGAAAGUUUUUUAUUUGUUUUUAGGCCAAA